This is a messenger RNA of Closterium sp. Naga37s-1, 2412 nucleotides long. The record is from the annotation of a GenBank genome assembly. NCBI's taxonomy places the organism in Eukaryota, Viridiplantae, Streptophyta, Zygnematophyceae, Desmidiales, Closteriaceae.
AUGAGUGUUACUCUUCUGCUCGUGCUGCUGGCUUGCGCGUUCGCGAUACAAGCGGCACCGUUAAGGGGCGGGCACGGAAUGGCGGGGAAGCUGCAGCAGCAGCAAGCGAAGGGGUACAUCGAGAUGCCGCAAGAAGACGACAACGCGGCGCGCGCCAACGAGCUGCCUUCCUUCGAACGGUCUAUGGAGCUAUAUCGCGCCUGGGAAGGGGUCUACGGCCUCGCGGACCCCGCGCAGCCUCCUGCGCGCAUUGCCCUGCCACCCAACGUGCCGCGCGCUCCGCACCUGGAGGACUGCUCUGUGCGGAGCACGUUCCGUCAGCAGACGGAGGCGCGCGGGCCGCGCGGGGAAGCGCCCACGUGGUCCAGCGUGCCGAGCGGGUGCCGUUACCCGCAGCCGCCUUGGGUGCGCGGAUCGGACGCCGCCAAUCUCGCCGGGACGCGCCAGGCGCAGGCCGACAUCUGGCUGCACCAGUUCCCCGCGCGCUCCGCCUCCGCGGCCGCUCAAGCCGCCAGGGGGGAGUGCGUCGGGCGGCGGUUGCUGGUGGUGCCGUGGCCGAGCCGCAGAAACGGCAUCGGGUCGCAGAUUCACAUCAUGAGCGCGUGGCUGAAUCACGCCAUGUCGCACGACCGCAUUCUCGUCACCACGCCCGGAUCCUUUGAGCGCGCCAACCACUCCCACUGCACUGGCGCAGCCAAGGGCUCCUUCUCCUGCUACUUCUUCCCCCUCGUCGCCCCCUCGUGCGACGAAGCCGCACUCGAAGCAAUAGCAGCCGUCGCAGCAGCAGGGCCAGCAGGGAAGGGUGGGGUGCGGGAGGUGGUGACGCGGGGAGGGGUGAGCGUGCUGGCUACAAGUCCCACGGGCAUGGGCGCAGAGGAGAUGGCGGCGGUACUGGCGUCCGACGCGCGCGUUCUGCUCUUCACUGUGUCUACUUUUCCCCCGCAUUCCACCGCGCUUGCUGCUAGGGGGGGUGGGGUGAGCGUGCUGGCUACGAGUCCCAAGGGCAUGGGCGCAGAGGGGAUGGAGGCGCUGAUGGGGUCUGACAGGCGCGUUCUGCUCUCCACUGAGUCGACCUUUCCGCCCUUUCCGCCCCAUGCCACGGUGCUAGCUGCCAGGCGGUGGGGCACAGCAUAUCUGGAGAGCAGGGGAGACACGGAGGUGAUGGGGCGGGUGCGCGUGGAGAACCCUCCGUACCUGCAGCUGCACUGGUGGCGAGCGCAAUCCUUCCGCUUCAUGCUGCGCUGGCCCUCAGCCUACCUCUGCCACCUCACCAACCGCGCCCGCCACGAGGCUUACGGGCCUAGCGCCAGGGCCAAAUUCCCUCUGCGCGUGUCUUCGUGGAUCACACGGUGUACAGGGGCAAGGGCGCUUGAUGGCACUCCUGCUCCCCCCUCUUGCCCUCAUCAAUGUGAUGCUUCAAACCCCACCACCCACCGGCCCCCACUGCCACCACCAGAGCCCUCCGCGCGUGUAUUCGUGGAUCACACGGUGUACAAGGGCAAGGGCGCUCUCAGUUUCGUCCCCAUUGCCCCUCGCUUCCGAGUCACCCAGGUACGCCUUCCCCCCUCUUCGCUCCUGUCCCCUCCCCUUUCCCCCCCACUGCUCUCCCCAUCCCCUUCUCCCCCUUUUUCUCCUGCCCCUCCAGUUCCCCGCCCCCCUCCUUUUUUCCCACCCAUCUUCCCCACCCAUCUUCCCCGCCCAUCUUCCCCGCCAUUUCUCCCCUCUCCUCUAGUGCUUCACCACCGCUCGUGGGCCGACUGGUUCCUAGACAGUCAGUCACCUGCAGACAUUGCGUUGGCUCAUUUGAAAGAGGGUUUCCUCUGCGUUGGCUCUAUGCCAAUUCGACUGGUUGCCCUUUGCCCUUCCUUCCUUCCCCCUCUUCUCCGUCUCCCCCCCCCCCUCACAACUUCUCCCCUCCUUUCUGUCCGCCGUGCCCUGUGCGGACGGACGGGAGCAUACGCAUUGGCUCGUGAGGGCUCCGUGCUGCUGAACUUUGCCAACGCCAUCGGCACGCGGAAAUACGACUGGGACAACAAGCAGGUGCGAACGAGAUAUUCCUCCCUCGCCUCCCCCUCCUCCCCUUCCUCUACACCCCCCUUUGUCUCAACUUCUCCACCGCCAUCGGCACGCGGAAAUACGACUGGGGCAACAAGCAGCCUCCGUAGCGUGGUGGCCCCCACCCGUGCCUCCCUUCCGCCCCCAGAAGCUCUCCCUGUCGGUGUCAGGGCCAGUGCUGGGUCUGUGUCAAAGAUUGGUGGCAGAGAUAGGGUCGGUGCUGGGGUUGAUGUUCUCCCUGUCAGUGUCAGAGAUCGGAUGUUCUCCCUGUCAGUAUCGGAGAUCGGGUCAGUGCUGGGGCUGAACCCAGAGGACAAGCUCGACUUCUACCACGACCCCUCCAAGGGCAGGAGGUGA